UUGCCAGAAGAGGCUUGAAUGAGGCUCGGAGGCUGUGAAGAGGUGAGCAGUUGAAAGGGGAAGUGAAAAGCUGACUAGGCAGCCCUCCACUGUAAGGCUGAGGCGGGGUUCAGGGAGGACGCGUGCGCUGGCCCGGGGAGUGUGCACAGGGCUGUCGGGGAGCACACGAGGAGACUGGAAGUAAGGGUAGGCAAAGGUCACUCCGCUGGAGCCUUGCGUGCUGUCCCCUGAAGAUCGAACCGAGGCCUCAGGCUGGGUUUCCCUUGAGGUUUGCUUCUUGUGGGCUGGCCCAGAAGGAUUCCCUGGACUGGCCAGCCCUAGAAGGAGAGUUCUGAGUGCCUGACUGCAAGCUACCUUGCCUUCACAUUGGUCAAGAUGGGAGUGAGUGUUGUGGACGCCUCCGUGGCAGGACUUGGAGGCUGUCCUUAUGCACAGGGGGCAUCAGGAAACUUGGCCACUGAGGACCUUGUCUACAUGCUGUCUGGCUUGGGCAUUCACACGGUGCGAUGGCAGAGAAGGUGCUGGUGACAGGCGGCGCUGGCUACAUCGGCAGCCACACGGUGCUGGAACUGCUGGAGGCCGGCUAUUUGCCUGUGGUCAUUGACAAUUUCCAUAACGCCAUCCGUGGAAGGGGCUCCAUGCCUGAGAGCCUACAGCGGGUUCAGGAGCUGACAGGCCGCUCUGUGGAGUUUGAGGAGAUGGACAUCUUGGACCAGGCAGCCCUACAGUGUCUCUUCAAGAAGCAUCACUUUAUGGCAGUCAUCCACUUUGCGGGUCUCAAGGCCGUGGGAGAGUCCGUGCAGAAGCCUCUGGAUUAUUACAGAGUUAACCUGACAGGAACCAUUCAGCUUCUGGAGAUCAUGAGGGCCCACGGCGUGAAGAACCUGGUGUUCAGCAGCUCGGCUACUGUGUACGGGAAUCCCCAGUACCUGCCCCUGGAUGAGGCCCACCCCACAGGUGGCUGUACCAACCCCUAUGGCAAGUCCAAGUUCUUCAUCGAGGAAAUGAUCCGGGACCUGUGCCGGGCAGACAAGACCUGGAACGCAGUGCUGCUGCGGUAUUUCAACCCCAUAGGCGCCCAUGCCUCGGGCUGCAUCGGUGAAGAUCCCCAAGGCAUCCCCAACAACCUCAUGCCCUACGUCUCCCAGGUGGCAAUUGGGCGACGGGAGGCACUGAAUGUCUUUGGCAAUGACUAUGACACAGAGGAUGGCACAGGUGUCCGGGAUUACAUCCAUGUCGUGGAUCUGGCCAAGGGCCACAUCGCGGCCUUGAGGAAGCUGAAGGAGCAGUGUGGCUGUCGGAUCUAUAACCUGGGCACGGGCACGGGCUACUCGGUGCUACAGAUGGUCCAGGCCAUGGAAAAGGCUUCCGGGCAGAAGAUCCCAUACAAGGUGGUGGCACGGCGGGAAGGCGACGUGGCUGCCUGUUAUGCCAACCCCAGCCUGGCCCUCAAGGAGCUGGGCUGGACAGCAGCCUUAGGGCUGGACAGGAUGUGUGAAGAUCUGUGGCGCUGGCAGAAGCAGAAUCCUUCCGGCUUUGGGGCGCAGGCCUGAGACCUUCUCCUGCCACGCACCAGUGAAGGAAAGAAACACCUGCUUGUUCUCCAGCCUCCGGUGGGAACCCAGGGGCCUCAGCCUCCCCUACCUCAAACCCCAGACGGGCCUGCUCAGCCCACCAGGCGGGGGGCCAAGGGUUCCACUGACCAGGAGUUGGGGGUCUCUCUUUUCCACAAACCCAUCAGGACCACCAGAAGCAAAUGUGGGAACGAGGGCCCUGACACAGGAACUAAUUUAUACUGCUCUGAAAGAGAUUUCUAAAGUAUUUAAAAUAAAAGUUUUCUAACACUGGG
This is a messenger RNA of Acinonyx jubatus (cheetah), 1849 nucleotides long. It is a transcript of the gene GALE, whose product is annotated as UDP-galactose-4-epimerase. The coding region runs from base 507 to 1553 and encodes 348 amino acids. Gene Ontology annotation, cellular component: cytosol. Lineage: Eukaryota; Metazoa; Chordata; Mammalia; Carnivora; Felidae. The record is from RefSeq and is a predicted model, not a curated record. Gene Ontology annotation, molecular function: UDP-glucose 4-epimerase activity. The transcript is spliced from 12 exons. Gene Ontology annotation, biological process: beta-D-galactose catabolic process via UDP-galactose, Leloir pathway.